This is a messenger RNA of Prosopis cineraria, 739 nucleotides long. RefSeq lists its product as uncharacterized. The transcript has 4 exons. Bases 1 to 531 code for a protein of 176 amino acids. The record is from RefSeq and is a predicted model, not a curated record. NCBI's taxonomy places the organism in Eukaryota, Viridiplantae, Streptophyta, Magnoliopsida, Fabales, Fabaceae.
AUGAGUUUCUUUCAAAUCUCUCCCUCAUUUGCUGAGGUUGUGCGUUCCCAACGAGUUCCAGAUCAUCGCUGUAUCAGUCUAUCUUCCGUCGCUGUUCACUGUUCCAGAUCGUCGUCCGCCGCUGUUCGCUGUUCCAGAUCGUCGUUCGCCGCUGUUCGUUGUUCCAAAUCAUCGUCUGCUGCUGUUCAUUGUUCCAGAUUAGUGUUCAUCACUAUUUUUGCGGCUGCUGUACACCGGAGGAAGCGACACCGUGAAGACCUCCGUUGUAGCCGUGUGUCAUUGCUGUACAGCCGAGGAAGCAACGCUGCAAAGACCUCCGCUACUGCCGUGAAGACUUCCGUUUUCUGCCGUGAAGACUACACUGUGAAGGUACCUACACAAUUACAAGGUUGGGAGUGUGGAUACUAUGUUAUGAAGUUUAUGAGAGAAGUAAUCACACAACAAGAGUUGAUCAUUCCUGAAAAUGUUUUGGUACUGCCCACGUUUUUUAGGAAUCUCCAAGCAAUAUGUCAUCUUCCACAGGAGGCUUAGCAUCAUUGGCGACACCAUUGAAGCCUAAGAGAGAAGCUUUAUAGGAAAAGCUGGGCUUUGUUGUGGAAUCAGAUUCAUUAUUGUGUUUUGCAAUACAACCCUUGGUGCCUUGCUUCCUGGCUAAGGCAGGAAAUUCCUCCGAAGAAACAGAGGCUUUUGACAUAACACUGUCAGCUUUGGCUUCAGUCUCAGAAGAGGAGCUACCUUU